Penicillium argentinense is the source of this 885-nucleotide messenger RNA. Its product is annotated as putative mitochondrial outer membrane protein (Sam35). Gene Ontology annotation, biological process: mitochondrion organization. Gene Ontology annotation, cellular component: SAM complex. NCBI's taxonomy places the organism in Eukaryota, Fungi, Ascomycota, Eurotiomycetes, Eurotiales, Aspergillaceae. The transcript has 3 exons. The record is from RefSeq and is a predicted model, not a curated record. Bases 1 to 885 code for a protein of 294 amino acids.
AUGCCUCCAACGCCCAGUGAGGGCCAAACCAAGGCCAGCAGUCCUGGCGGUGCCUCUUCUUUCUUUACCGUGCCCCCUCCCAUCAAGAAGCUCUUCGACAAGUUUCCAUUGGCCACGUAUCCUGCCAACGAUCUGCCGCAACGGUCUCCAACACGACAACACGAAAACCAGCUGUUUGUCUUCAGCAACGCUGCUGCCGCGCGCCGUGGACGGCCCUCUUUCAAUCCGCAGUGUCUAAAGUGGCAGGCGUACCUGAAAUUUGUCGGAAUCGACUUCGAAGUGACCCCCUCAAAUAACCAUGCUUCACCAACGGGCUCUUUGCCUUUCCUCAUUCCAGCCCAACCAGUCGAGAUAGCGGAUGCCAUCCCGUCGCAUAAGUUGCAGAAAUGGGCGAUUGAACAAGUUCACUGCGAGGAGGAGCAGCAAUUAAAUCUGCGGUUCGAGGUAUACGCGUCACUCUUGGACCACCGGAUACGCAAUGCAUGGUUGUACAUGCUGUAUCUGAACGACCACAACUUCGAGGCCGUGGCCCAACGUCUGUAUGUCGAGCCGGCCACCUCAAACACAAUUGUCCGUACUGCCCUUGCGGUGCAGUUGAAGCAGGCAGCUCGUGAUGAACUUCUUCGAACAUCAAAAUACAUCGACGUCGCUGAUUUAGAAGGUGAUGCCGUGAAUGCUUUCGAGGCACUCUCCUCUUUAUUGGGCGAUGACGACCACUUCUUCGGACGGCCGAACCCUGGACUUUUCGAUGCCAGCGUGUUUGCAUACACACAUCUCAUCUUGGAUGAAGGAAUGGGAUGGAAGCAGAAUCGAUUGGCGCCGCUCCUCCGUGAGCAUCAAAACCUUGUGCAACACCGAGAAAAACUACUGCGAUUUUUCGCGUGA